Messenger RNA from Pelobates fuscus (common spadefoot toad), 579 nucleotides. RefSeq names its product tripartite motif-containing protein 72-like. Gene Ontology annotation, biological process: protein ubiquitination; proteasome-mediated ubiquitin-dependent protein catabolic process. NCBI's taxonomy places the organism in Eukaryota, Metazoa, Chordata, Amphibia, Anura, Pelobatidae. Gene Ontology annotation, molecular function: zinc ion binding; ubiquitin protein ligase activity. Gene Ontology annotation, cellular component: sarcolemma; cytoplasm. Bases 98 to 502 code for a protein of 134 amino acids. The transcript is spliced from 3 exons. The record is from RefSeq and is a predicted model, not a curated record.
UCCAGAGAUUGCUUCAGGAUUCUCCCUUAUUACUGUACCUGGGUAGCGCUACCUACACCUAAGGGCCCCAACGUUGUGCACAUAAUUUACCUGCAGAAUGUUGAUGCAGGAUAUGCAAAAGGAUCUCACGUGCCAACUAUGCCUUGAACUCUUCCGAUCCCCUAUCACCCCUGAAUGUGGUCAUACUUUCUGCCAAAGCUGCUUGACUGGGGCCCCUAAGAACCAAGGUGAAAAUGGAUCUACACUGUGCCCAACAUGCCAGGCUCCUUCUCGACCUGAGACCCUUCAUAUCAACCGUCAGCUGGAGAAUCUGGUGGAAAAAUUCAAGAAGGUCCCUCAAGUCCACUGCCUCGAACAUUCGGUCCCAUUGAGUGUUUUCUGUGAAUGGGACAAGGAGCUCAUCUGUGGUGUGUGUGCAUCACUUGGCAAGCACAAGGGUCACAAUAAUAUCACAGCUUCCGAGGCCUACAGCAAGAUGAAGAUUGGGCAAAAUCUUGUCUGAAUCUCCCCCUCAUGGGCGUCUCGACAUCCAGCUUCCCAUCAUUUCCGAGUUUAAGUUCCAGGUCUGGAGGAAAAUGU